Messenger RNA from Sphaerodactylus townsendi, 3068 nucleotides. It is a transcript of the gene STAC2, whose product is annotated as SH3 and cysteine rich domain 2. Gene Ontology annotation, cellular component: extrinsic component of cytoplasmic side of plasma membrane. Bases 260 to 1477 code for a protein of 405 amino acids. Gene Ontology annotation, molecular function: protein binding. Gene Ontology annotation, biological process: positive regulation of protein localization to plasma membrane; positive regulation of voltage-gated calcium channel activity; skeletal muscle contraction. NCBI's taxonomy places the organism in Eukaryota, Metazoa, Chordata, Lepidosauria, Squamata, Sphaerodactylidae. The record is from RefSeq and is a predicted model, not a curated record. The transcript has 11 exons.
GUCGGAGUGCCGCGCCGCAUUGGGAAGAGUUGGCGGGCACCGGAGCCGCAGGCGGCGCGGGAGCUGCUCGCUGCUUGAACAAGCGCGGGACCAGAGAGAGCCUGCCUGCGUCCCGAGCCUCCCGAGCGCGGCACUCCGGCCCAGCCAGCCAGCCAGCCAGGGCGAGGGGCGCGGGCGGCGGGGGAGAGCCUCUCGGGCACACUCGCGGCUCGGUGGCGCACCGGGCGGCCGACGGAGCCCCGCUCGUCCCGGGAUCGCCAUGACCGAAAUCACCGAGAAGGAAAACGAGCCGCAGCCCAACCCGGACGCGCAGCAGCCGCCGGCCACGGGCGCCAGCCUGCAGGAGACCAAGUUACAGAGGUUCAAGCGCUCGCUGUCACUCAAAACCAUCCUGCGGAGCAAAAGCGUUGAGAAUUUUUUCCUGCGUUCUAACAGCGAGUUCAAACUUCCCUCUGAUGUGCUGCUCAGCCCCCCGGAUUCUGUACCACCCCCAUCCCCCCCACCUGCUCCCACGGAGGCAGACCAUUCUCCCAGGACAGCUCCCAAACCUCUGGUGCCCCUCAAGCCCAUGAAAACGCACAGCUUCCAAGAGCACGUCUUUAAAAAACACAGCCCGUGUGAACUCUGCCACCAACUCAUUGUAGGAAACUCGAAGCAAGGCCUGCGCUGUAAGACAUGCAAAGUUAGCGUGCAUCUGUGGUGUUCAGAAGAAGUUUCGCAUCAGCAGUGUUCGGGCAAAACACAGACAACCGCCUUCCGGCGUAAUCUCAGCUCCCCGAUGCUGGUACAUGAGCCACAGCAACAGCCAGUGGCCAUCAAGGAGUCACCCCCCGCAGCAGGCCCCAGUGGAAGAGUGGAUCCUGUUUACGAGACCUUGCGCUAUGGAACGUCGCUGGCCCACUUCAAUCGUUCCAGUUUCAGCAGCACCUCAGAGUCCCCUACCAAGAGUCUGAACGAGAAAGAGGAAGUGACUGAGGACACAGAAAGUGGCAAGCAGGUGGCUGAGGAAAAUCAAGUUGAUAAUGUGUUUUCCACCCCAGCAGAGGGCGAGGGCACCCCGUCGGAGGAAAAAAGCCCGGGGCAGCAGACAGCUCAGGGCUCUACCCGUAAGGAGAUCGCCCCCAUGUACUCGUAUGUUGCCCUCUUCAAGUUUCUGCCUCAGGAAAACAAUGACUUGCCCCUGAAGCCGGGAGAUCGAAUCAUGCUGGUGGACGACUCCAAUGAGGACUGGUGGAAGGGGAAGAUGGGCGACCACUUGGGCUUCUUCCCUGCCAAUUUUGUGCAGCGGGUUCGUCCAGGUGAGACGGUUUGGAGGUGCUGCAAGACUUUCUUCGGCAACAAGGAGCAGGGUCAGCUGAGCCUGAAGGAGAACCAGAUCUGUGUCGGUAUAAAGACCAAGGAGACCGAGGGUUUCAUCAAAGUGACAAGUGGUAAAAAACGAGGUCUCGUUCCGGCUGAUGUACUAACAGAGGUUUGAAGACGGCAUUAAGGAGCAAAGCAUGCGGGGAAAACAGGAGCUGUUAAGUGCAGGGAAAGAGCAUCCCUCUUAGCCCUGCCGUAUUGUAGCCCAUCCCAUACCUGAGCACCUGGCUAAUCACUAUUUCAUGGAAUCUUCUAGAUGGAUUGUGGAUGGCUUUGGGUUGGGGGAAGGAAGGAGACUUGGCGAGCACUGGCUUGAAUACCACUUGCCUGUAAACCACUGGACCUAGACUUGUGGUCACAUCCAAGUUGAUGUCUCCUGUCCCGUUCUCAGUAGCUUGGGCACAGUAUUUUUUUUUCCUUCAGUAAUGGUGGUGUUCACUACUCUGGCAUAAAGUGUGAGGGAGAUUUCCAUAGCUGUCAUUCACCCCCUUUCCCUUAUCCUUGGCCCGUGCUUCCACGGCAGAAGAGGUCGGCAACAGACACUGGCUAUAUCCUGCAGGGCUCUUUAUAUCUUGCCAUAAAGCUUCCCCCAUUCUGAGGUUCUCUAAACAAAUCUUUGUCGCAUGUGGAAACGUGAUGGCCUUCUCUGGCCAAGGGGGCCACGUUGGUGUGUUGUGUCCUGUCUGUCCAUGUGUUAGUUUUGAACUUUCAGGGCUCUCUACAUAUUUGUGCUUGUGUGAGACGGUUGCUCAAAGCUGGUUUGGUCUACCAGUAGAAAGAAAUACAAUUCCAUCAUGUCCUCUAGUCAGUCAGUGGGCAAAAGGCCUCAGUAGGGGGCUUGUUCCACAGUUAGCUCCUAGAAGAUUCGGUGGCUCCUAGGAUCUUCCUUUGUGAUCUCCAUUUGCCUCUCCCACAUGCAGUGAGUGACUCACCACAAGAACUGACAGCAACUUGGAUCGUUUCUCAGGGACUUUCCUCAGCCUGCCACAAUCUGAACUGAGCUGAGAAUGUGGCCCCCUGCAUUGCUCGUGUGAGAUCAGAGAGGCUGAUCAACCUGUCUUCUCCUCACCUCCCCAGCAUGCUUCCAGCUACUUGUAAAUGCAUUGUGGAAGAAGGACCUUGGUUUCAUCCUUCAGAGAUGUUUUGCAGUAUCAGUGUCUGGAUGCCAGCAAUGUGACGAAGUCGGAUUUUCUCCACUGGAGAGAGUGGACAAGAAGGGGACAUUUGCCAGAUCCUGUGGGUCUGAGGCCCAGUUUGUACGUGACACAGUAAAACGCUUGCCAGAAUUGCCCUGUCGGGUUGCAAAGCAUUUACAGUGCUCACUGGAUCAUUUGCACAUAAUGUUAGCACAUCAGCCGUGUGCUCGCUCAUGCUGUUACGAAGUGCUUUAGCCGUUGCCCGCGUCAUGUUUAUAUCAAGCCUGGGAGGGGGAUAUUUCUUAACUCUUAUAGAAGGAGCACAGCCUGCCUAACUGUAGUUUAGCAAUAGGUAUUUCUUUGCUUCCAGGAAACCAAAGUGCAGAUCAAUGGCCUUUCUGCUGUGUUCAGUCUUUUGCACUCUUCGCUGUCCUAAACAACCCUGCUAGACUGAGCUAGACUUUCCAGUCUUACUCAGCACCUUCCCAAAACCACCCUUUGGAUUCAGAUGCUUCUCCUGGAGAUGUCUGAGCAAGGGAGCAAACGCUCCUACAUUUCGAAGCAGAAAAU